Copidosoma floridanum is the source of this 938-nucleotide messenger RNA. RefSeq names its product Ribose-5-phosphate isomerase (gene Rpi). Gene Ontology annotation, biological process: pentose-phosphate shunt, non-oxidative branch; D-ribose metabolic process. The record is from RefSeq and is a predicted model, not a curated record. Gene Ontology annotation, cellular component: cytoplasm. Lineage: Eukaryota; Metazoa; Arthropoda; Insecta; Hymenoptera; Encyrtidae. Gene Ontology annotation, molecular function: ribose-5-phosphate isomerase activity.
CGCGCGACAACUCAUUGAAAAAUUUUGUACAUGCUCGGCUGACAUCAAAAGUUAUCGUGUAAACUUAACGAUUUGCGAUAGCAAAUAAUAGCAAGCUUCGUUCCAUUUCAGUGGUUUUUUAGAAGUUUUUUGAAGAGAACAAACGCCUUCAGUAUGUCGAAAAUAUCAUUGGAGAGUGCCAAAAAAGUCGCAGCUCACCGAGCUGUUGACGAAUAUGUCAAGGACAACAACGUGAUAGGAAUAGGUAGCGGCUCUACGAUUGUUUAUGCCGUCCAAAGGUUAGCUGAGCGUGUUAAAGAAGAGAAUCUCAAUGUUGUCUGUGUACCAACAUCAUUUCAAGCUCGUCAACUAAUAAUUAACAAUCAUUUAACAUUGGGGGAUCUUGAAACUCAUCCCAAGUUAGACUGUACCAUUGAUGGUGCUGAUGAAGUUGACUGUGAUCUCAAUCUUAUUAAAGGGGGUGGAGGUUGCUUGCUGCAAGAAAAAAUAAUAGCCUCUUGCACCAAAACUUUCAUUGUUAUUGCAGAUUAUACAAAAAAUUCACAAAGGCUUGGUGAACAGUACAAAAAAGGUCUUCCCAUUGAAGUUGUUCCUAUGGCUUAUGUUCCUAUUAUGAGGAAAAUUGAAGAUGAGUUUGGUGGUGAAGUUGAAUUAAGGAUGGCAAAGGCUAAAGCUGGUCCAGUAGUGACAGACAAUGGAAAUUUCAUUCUUGAUUGGCAUUUUCCUGAUAAAGAAACUGAUUGGCCAUCAAUCAAUCAAAGACUGUUGUUGAUUCCUGGUCUACUAGAAACAGGCCUUUUUGUGAAAAUGGCACAAAAAGUGUUUUUUGGUAUGCCUGAUGGAAGUGUUAAAGAACAAGUGUGAUAUGCAUAUCAAGUAAAGUGAAAAAAAAAAUGUUUUGAGGAAAAAAUUAAAAGGGAAAUCGAAAAUAUUUUUGU